AUGGAAGCAGAAAACCACACAAGAGGAACACAAUUCAUUCUCCUGGGUCUCUCAGAUGACCCUGAACUGCAGUCCAUCCUCUUUGGGCUAUUCCUGUCCAUAUACCUGGUGACAGUGCUUGGGAACCUGCUCAUCAUCCUGGCUGUUGGUUCUGACUCUCACCUCCACAACCCCAUGUACUUCUUCCUCUCCAACCUGUCCUUUGUUGACAUCUGUUUUACCUCCACCACAGUUCCUAAGAUGCUGGAUAACAUUCACAUACACAACAAAGAUAUUUCUUACAGACAGUGCCUCACUCAGGUAUAUUUAUUUAUGAUCUUUGUUGGAAUGGAUAAUUUCCUACUGACUUUAAUGGCAUAUGAUCGCUAUGUGGCCAUCUGUCACCCCCUAAACUACACAGUCAUCAUGAACCCUCACUUCUGUGGCCUCCUAGUCCUUCUGUCCUGGCUCAUCAUGUUCUGUGUGUCCAUGCUCCACCUUCUACUGAUGAUGCGACUGACCUUCUCUGUAGGAACUGAAAUCCCACAUUUCUUCUGUGAAUUAGCUCAGGUUCUCAAGGUGGCCAGUUCCAAUACCCUCAUCAAUACCAUCUGUAUGUAUGUGGCUACUGCCCUGCUGUGUGUGUUUCCUGUGACUGGAAUUCUCUUCUCCUACUCUCAGAUUGUCUCCUCCUUACUGAGAAUGUCCUCCAUUGUGAGCAAGUAUAAGGCAUUUUCCACCUGUGGGUCUCACCUCUGUGUGGUCUGCUUGUUCUAUGGAACAGCACUUAGCGUUUAUCUCAGUUCCACUGUGACUGAUUCUUCCCGGGGAAGCAUGAUUGCCUCUGUGAUGUACACUGUGGUCACCCCCAUGCUGAACCCCUUCAUAUACAGCCUGAGGAACAAGGACAUGAAGAGAGCUCUGGGAAGACUCCUCAGCCAGAGAAGCCUCUUGUCCUUGAUGGAUCAGUAA
Molecule: messenger RNA, 951 nt
Organism: Castor canadensis (American beaver)
Lineage: Eukaryota; Metazoa; Chordata; Mammalia; Rodentia; Castoridae
Product: olfactory receptor 7D4-like
Biological process (GO): G protein-coupled receptor signaling pathway
Cellular component (GO): membrane
Molecular function (GO): olfactory receptor activity; G protein-coupled receptor activity
Source: RefSeq, a predicted model, not a curated record